GGAGGUGAAGCUGCUGGAAGAGUUUGGAAACAAACUGGCGAUCAGCUGAAUGAGUGUCAAUCCUCUGGCAGACAGACUGAGAUUGUUGACGGCUCAGUGAUGAGGAUGAUGAUGAUGAUGAAGAGUGCGAUGAUCUUCAUCCUGACGGCGUCAGAGAGCAGCGCGAGGAUCCACCAGCUCAAGCUCAAGAAUGAGACGCGGUUUCUGGUCCAUUUGAACUCGUUGGGUUAUUUUGCAAAUGGCACUCUGGAGCUCCAUCUCGCGUCUCUGAAGCUGCGGCAGGAGAAGGGUGGCUCCGGGAAGCUGCCAUGAACCUAGAGAAGUUAAAGCUCUUCAGACAUUACUGUGUGAUGAUCGUGUGUUAUAUCUACUUCACGCGGAUCAUCGCGAUACUGCUGAAGCUCACGGUGCCGUGGCAGUGGUGUCAGGAGUUUUUAGUGGAGGUUUCUACUCUGAUCUUCUUCGUCUUGACGGGAUUCAAGUUCCGUCCGGCAUCAAAUAACCCGUAUCUACAGCUGCCUCAGGACGAGGAGGACCUGGAGAUGGAUGAAGUUAUAACAGAAUCGGGAGCGCUGGAGGGCAUCCACAAGGGACAAGAGAGAGGUUGCGUUGUGAGUGUCAUAUCAAAGAGGGCGGAGCCUGGACUCUCAAACUCCUCCCCUUCCUGAGGUUGUUGUCACGGUAACCACAGACAGACUCACUAUGCAAGUGGAAAAUACGGAAUGGAAAAAAACGUGUGAGAAUAAAGCGCAGCAGACACGAUUUCCGUGAGAAUUAGCUGAUUUUCCCGUACGGACUCUGGGAUGGCGGUGACACGGACUGAAUCUCUUGCUUUGGUUUACAGUAAUGAUGUGGUCACUCUGCUCUAUACGUUAAUUUGUUCGCUCAUUUAUUCCUUCAUUCCAAAGAUGUACAAUCAUUAUACUGGAUGUGUGACGAUAAUUUGAUUUGUUUGAUUUUAGCCUUCUUUUAUUUCCUAAUGUCUUUAUUAUUUAACCGAAGCAGUUUGAUGCUGUUGUUUGUAUAUCAUGGUUUUUUCUGUUAAUUUUUGAUCCGACGUCUGGAAGCGAUUCUUCUCUAACAGAACCUUAAAACUAGCGUAAAUACGGCGCACUGUAACAGAUAAGACAGUGCUUCGUAAAACAGGUUGGUUAUCGUGACACCGUCACCAGGUAAGCGAAAGAUUUAGAGAACGUUCAUCAUGUGUCCUUUUCCUCAGAUGGAUAUAUUAAAGAUUUUUAUAAAAAAAAAUUCUGGUGUUGUAAAUUUCUUUAAAGCGCACUGGACUUAAUGUUUAUGUUCUGUCCUGGAUGAAGCUGGGUGUUCCUGAGAGGUUCCCAAAACAAUGUUAUCAGUCAUGCGACACACCAAUAACAAUUUUUGUCUUUUGCUUCUUUGGAAAAGGUUGCGCUUUAUUUUGUGAUAUUUUACUCAUGGCUCCAUCUACUCUGUAAUAGUCCCUCCUUUAUUUAACAACUAUAAAUAUUGAUAUACAGUUAUAAAUGAAGGACUAACCACUGCUACACCGUGUAUUACUAACGCCACAACUGCAUCGCGACCGUUAAAACUAACGGUCCACACUGAAAGCGCGGGAAGCUUCGCAGCAGUUUAGAUUUGAAAACCUCUCCAGAAUGCCUCCAGUUUCCCCCUCAGUGCUUUUAAACUGGCUAAUAUUUCCACAAGCUGUCAGAGAAAU
This is a messenger RNA of Sinocyclocheilus rhinocerous, 1696 nucleotides long. It is a transcript of the gene gpr108, whose product is annotated as G protein-coupled receptor 108. Lineage: Eukaryota; Metazoa; Chordata; Actinopteri; Cypriniformes; Cyprinidae. Gene Ontology annotation, cellular component: membrane; Golgi apparatus. The coding region runs from base 309 to 668 and encodes 119 amino acids. Gene Ontology annotation, biological process: transport. The transcript is spliced from 6 exons. The record is from RefSeq and is a predicted model, not a curated record.